CAGCACUCAUUCCAUCAUGCCCGCCCCUGCCGACGACAUCCACCCCUUCACCAUCUCCAUCCCCGACUCCACCAUCUCCACCCUAAAACAAAAACUCUCCCUCGCAACCUUCCCCGACGAACUCUCCGGCGCGGAAUGGGAUUACGGCUGCCCGCUAGCCGACAUCAAACGCAUCGCCGCGUACUGGCGCGACGAGUACGACUGGCGCAAAGCCGAAGCCAAACUGAACGAACUGCCGCAUUUCAAGACGAGGAUCGAGUAUGACGACGAGAAGUUUGGGGGGCUGGAUGUGCAUUUUAUUCAUCAGCCGAGUGAGAGCGAGAACGCGGUGCCGUUGUUGUUUGUGCAUGGGUGGCCAGGAAGUUUCCUCGAAGUCACCAAAAUCCUCCCCUUGCUAGCGGAGAGUCCCAAAAACGGAGGUCCGGCAUUCCACGUCGUGGCGCCUUCACUGCCCAACUUUGGCUUCUCGGAUGGCGUCAAAGAAACGGGGUUCGGCCAGAGACAGUAUGCUGAGACUUGCCACAAGUUGAUGCUGAAGUUGGGGUAUACCGAGUACGUGACGCAGGGAGGCGAUUGGGGCACCACAAUCACGAGAGUAAUGGGCUACCUCUACCCCAAGCAUGUAAAAGCCUCCCACAUCAACAUGGUCAUCUCCCCGCCCCCCAAACCCACCUCCGCGCCCCUGCAAGUCCUCAAAGCCCUCCUCCGCUGGUUCACCGCCGAGGAAAAAGCCGGUUUCGAACGCACCAUGUGGUUCCACAAACAAGGCAGCGGGUACUACAACCUGCAGAACACGAAGCCCCAGACGCUGGGGUACGCACUGCACGAUAGCCCCGUGGGUCUCCUGGCGUGGAUCUACGAGAAGCUGCAUGAUUGGACGGAUGGGUAUGCGUGGACGGACGAGGAGGUGUGCACGUGGAUUAGUGUGUAUGCGUUUAGUACGGCGGGGCCGGCGGCGAGUUUGAGGAUUUAUAAGGAGAGUUUUGAAGGGGAUUUGCCGGCUUUUGAGACGGCGAGGAAGUAUAUUCCUGUUAAGCUUGGUGUAUCCUACUUCCCCAAGGAGCUCGUGCUGCUGCCCAAGUCGUGGAGCCAUGGGCUGGGGCCUGUGGUGUUCCAGGGCGAGCAUGAGAAAGGCGGCCAUUUCGCGGCAUGGGAGGAGCCGGAGGCGUUGGUUGGGGACUUGGUGAAGAUGUUCGGGAAAGGAGGAGGAGCGUUCGGCGUAGUGAAAGGGAAGAGCGGGUAUGCGGCCUAGUCGGGCAAUCGUCUUUGAGGGUUAGGAAGUGGAGGUGUAAUUGAAAUCUCGUUAAUGUAAUCUUACGGGUUUAAUGCGUGGAAGUUCCGAAGGGUUGGUGGUUUUCAAGUCAGCGAGGUUUCGGGAUUCGUUGAUAGCUCGAUAUACGUACUGUGCGUGGUUUCUAGUCGAAAUCUGGAGAUGAUUCAGAUCUGAUUUCCCUUAGAUGUUCAGGGGGUAAUGCCGUUGAAGAGAGCAGUUGAGUGUUUUCAUGUGGUGUUUCGUCGAUACUAAAUAUUCAG
Messenger RNA from Westerdykella ornata, 1533 nucleotides. Its product is annotated as alpha/beta-hydrolase. The record is from RefSeq and is a predicted model, not a curated record. Gene Ontology annotation, molecular function: epoxide hydrolase activity. The coding region runs from base 17 to 1252 and encodes 411 amino acids. Gene Ontology annotation, biological process: epoxide metabolic process. Lineage: Eukaryota; Fungi; Ascomycota; Dothideomycetes; Pleosporales; Sporormiaceae. The transcript is spliced from 4 exons.